GGCCUGCCGUCUACACAUGCGCACCGCCGGGCGGGCCUUCUUCCUUCUCGCCGAACGCCGCCAAGAUGGUGUUCAGGCGCUUCGUGGAGGUUGGCCGGGUGGCCUACAUCUCCUUUGGACCUCAUGCCGGGAAACUGGUCGCGAUUGUAGAUGUGAUCGAUCAGAACCGGGCUUUGGUUGAUGGCCCUUGCACUCAAGUAAGGAGGCAGGCCAUGCCUUUCAAAUGCAUGCAGCUCACUGACUUCAUCCUCAAGUUCCCACACAGUGCCCGACAGAAGUAUGUCCGACAAGCCUGGCAGAAGGCGGAUAUCAAUACAAAAUGGGCAGCCACAAGAUGGGCCAAAAAGAUUGAAGCCAGAGAAAAGAAAGCCAAGAUGACAGAUUUUGAUCGUUUUAAAGUCAUGAAGGCAAAGAAAAUGAGGAACCGGCUAAUAAAGUAUGAGGUUAAGAAGCUUCAAAGGGCGGCUCUCCUGAAGGCUUCUCCCAAAAAAGCAAGUGCUGCGAAGGGAGCGGCUGCUGCUGCUGCUGCAAAGGUUCCAGCUAAGAAGGGGGCUGCUGCCGCCACCGCCGGCAAGAAGGCUCCUGCCCAGAAGGAGAAAGCUCCUGCUCAAAAAGAGAAGGCUCCCGCCCAGAAGGAGAAAGCUGCAGGUCAGAAGGCUGGGCCUCCGAAAGCCCAGAAAGCUCCAGCCCAGAAAACACCUGCCCCAAAGGCAACUGGCAAGAAAGCAUAACACGCUGUUAUAAAAAGUAAUAAAGUUUCUAUUGGCCAAGCUGA
Echinops telfairi (small Madagascar hedgehog) is the source of this 775-nucleotide messenger RNA. RefSeq names its product ribosomal protein L14 (gene RPL14). Gene Ontology annotation, molecular function: RNA binding; structural constituent of ribosome. Gene Ontology annotation, biological process: translation; ribosomal large subunit biogenesis. The record is from RefSeq and is a predicted model, not a curated record. The transcript has 6 exons. NCBI's taxonomy places the organism in Eukaryota, Metazoa, Chordata, Mammalia, Afrosoricida, Tenrecidae. The coding region runs from base 66 to 731 and encodes 221 amino acids. Gene Ontology annotation, cellular component: ribosome; cytosolic large ribosomal subunit.